AGCGAAGCAAAUGUUUAAUGCUAAUUUGCCAUAAAGCUAUCGAGAUGCCGUGUGAAGUUUUAAUAUUGAUAAAAAAAAAAAUAAAACAGGCCAUCUGGCAUCACCAGUAAUUCCAUCUGUUUUUAUGGUACAAUACCAGCAACUCUCUACAGAAUCUUUAAUCUACUACAUUUUGCGUUGGUUAAAUAUCAAAACAAAUGAAAGGUAAAUUAAGUUCUCAAGACGAAGUCUGCCCUUCCCCUUCUGGUAGUUACCAUGAUGAAUCUGGAGUCUCCACGGCUUUGAUUGUUGACGAGGACACGUGUAGCCGAGAAGAACUGGAAGGCCUGUUCAAAGUCAAAUUUAGAAUCGAAGAUGAAUCGGCGGUGUCAUUAAAUAGAGACUAUGUUCUUAAUUUAGCAGCUGAUAGUGGUUUUACGCGCAUUGUAGCUGGCUUAUCAAGCGCUGUUGUACAUAUCUUUGACGUUAACGCCGAACGUGCUUUGCAAAUUUCUUCAGUCGCCACCGUAUCAACACCGAGAACAAAUGAUCGUGUAGGUAUAUGCGGUGUACGUUUUUUAGAUGAUACUCCCAAUUGCUUGUUAGUUGGAGAAAGCAAUGGAAUCGUACGUCUGUACGACUUACGCACGCAAAGGGAACAAGCACGUUUCGAGGAGAAUAUCGAGUGUACACAAAGUUUUUCUAGCUUCGGUAGAAGAAAUUUGAGGAUUUCGCGUAAAGCCAUAAAUUGUUUUGACAGCAAUUCAAACGGACGCAUUAUUUGCACUGGUACUCAACAGCGCCAGGGCGACGUUUGUUUAUUAUUCUAUGAUGUUCGACAGCGUCAACAACUCGGUACCUAUUUCGAAAGCCAUGAAGAUGAUAUAACUUCAUUACGUUUUCACUAUAAAAACCCUGAUAUUUUAUGCUCCGGAUCUACUGAUGGUCUUAUCAACGUAUUUGACAUCAAAGAGGCGACUGAGGACGACGCUUUAACAACAACCAUUAAUACGGAAUGCAGUGUACAAAAACUGAAUUGGCAUAAAAAUAUUUAUGAACAAGAUGUAAUAUCUUGUAUCACACACACAAAUGAUUUUCAUGUGUACUUCGCUGAUGAAGGCGAUAUAGUAUCGAAAUUUGAUCGGUGUCAAAUUACAGCAGCGACAAAGAGAAAAAACGAGUUUAAUUGCAAUGUCGUUGAUGCGCAUAGUACCGAGAAUGGCGACUUAUUGCUUUUAACUGGUACAACAAACAAUGGUGAAGUGUUGCGUACUCUUCGUUUAAAUAAGAAUUUGCUGCCAGUGGCAGAUUUCAUUGGUAAUAAACAACUUGUCCGGGCGAGCGUAUUUGACAAAAAGAGUGGAGCACUUGUGACAGGCGGAGAGUCGGGUUUUGUUACUUUUUGGGCCACGGAGAAUCCAGGCAAAGAAGAUGGAGUAUUACUUAGUUGCUCAAGUGGAUUAAAAAUUAAAAAUAAAAAAUCUAAAAAGAAUACACCUUACUAAAAAAGAGUAGGCUAGUAAAAUCAAUUUAUUAUCAGUUGCAUUAAAUUUUAAAAAUUGUAGAACAUUAA
Messenger RNA from Bactrocera oleae (olive fruit fly), 1552 nucleotides. RefSeq names its product WD repeat-containing protein 89. Gene Ontology annotation, molecular function: protein binding. NCBI's taxonomy places the organism in Eukaryota, Metazoa, Arthropoda, Insecta, Diptera, Tephritidae. The record is from RefSeq and is a predicted model, not a curated record.